GGACAAAGUACAGUUCGGAGCGGCAAAUCACUAAGCCACAAUUCUUCUGUCGACUUGAAGGACAAAGUCAUGUGAUGAAAGCUGUCAUCUUUGGAAGAAAGGGUAAACAGAGAAGAAGACACUUAACACAUCAGUUCCAUGGCUUUCCGGGUUCUUCGCAGUCUGCAAUCAAAGCAAAUUUUCCGCCAAGCAAAACCAUUCCAAUCUGGCGAUGUCCCAAAGGGGCACCUUGCGGUUUACGUUGGGGAAAGCCGGAAGAAGAGAUUCUUGGUCCCGGUAUCGUUCUUGAACAAGCCUUCGUUUCAAGAUUUGCUAAGAAAAGCCGAAGAAGAGUUUGGAUUCGAUCACCCGAUGGGCGGACUCACGUUACCCUGCAGCGAAGAAGUAUUCGCACAUCUCACGUCUCGACUCAACAGUUCAUUAUGAUGCAACAGUACCAGCUUUGUACAUUUUCGAUCUUUCUUUUUUUUUUUGGCUUAACCAAUGUAACUUAGCUUUUGUCUUAAAAGUUUUAGUGAGAGGUUAGAUGUAAUGUUACGAGUAAUUGACGUUAUUGAGCUUAAACUUCUGAGAUA
Tarenaya hassleriana is the source of this 575-nucleotide messenger RNA. Its product is annotated as auxin-induced protein 15A-like. The record is from RefSeq and is a predicted model, not a curated record. Lineage: Eukaryota; Viridiplantae; Streptophyta; Magnoliopsida; Brassicales; Cleomaceae. Gene Ontology annotation, biological process: response to auxin. The transcript has 2 exons. The coding region runs from base 139 to 426 and encodes 95 amino acids.